AAACAAAGGCAUCCUGGGAGUUAUCUACAUUAACAGACCUUCCUAUUUAGACCUUUAUUCAAUCAGUGUUUGUGCACAGCCAUUAUCAAACAUCCAUAAAUAACUCACACUGAUCAUGCCUGAAUGAUAAGAAAAGUUAAAGCAACAGCUUCACUUUUUGUGUAUGUUAACAGCCAUUUCCUGCCAAUUUUCUGUAUAAUAAUAAAAUUCUCUGGAUCAGUGCAGGGCUAAUUUUCUUACACUUCAGUUUGAUUUCUACUGCGUGUAGAAUAAAUGUAACAUUUUGUUGUGCUACGGUGCAAAGACAAGCGAAAGCUGAAUUUAGGUUUGGAUCACUUCCUGUUGCGCUGCAGCUCAGAGGGACGUUUCCUGUACAUACAGUAUAUGAGGUCAGCAUCACACGCAUUUAUUCUGUGUGGUAAAGUCAAUAAUGGUGCGUAACAUCCCCUCAGCACUGCAAUUGAAGAGCUCACUCUUGUCCACAGCACACAUUUGCACUGUUUUAAAAAUAACCACCUGUUUAGUCAGUUUCAUGCCAAAUGAUACAGAGGAGUCAUGAAGAAAACAGGUGUUGUGUGGGUGAAUUUUGGAUUGAAAACAACAAUUGGAUUUCAGUUUCAUAGCAGAGAAACUUUGACACAGAGAAAACACCACAGAGAAAAACAAAAUGUACUAUUUUCUCUUUGUAACAUGAUUAAAUUGAAUAUCUAUCUCCCCAUUUGUCUGCAGAAAAAAUUGAUACAUGGCAAAAAACGUGUCAAAAAAACUUACUCCCAAGAGAAAUAAACAUCUAAAUUAAAGCUAUAUCAUUUCUGGAGCCAGUAACCUCUGCACAACUUAACUACUGCAUUUAACUCUCAGGGGAAGUUAAACAAAGGGCGCAGUAUGCUCUCCGAUUUAACGGACUCAGCCAGCACAGUGAUGAAAGAGGGAGGGGAGGAAAAGAUUUUGAUCACAUGGCCCACGAAGUCAUUCUGGAAGUAUGCUAGUGGGGUAUUGCCCACAGAAAUAUAGAAGCCCUUCGCAGUGAGCGGCUGUGUCCAUGCAGUGAGCAUCACUUUCAGAGCUUUGGAGCCAAUAGGCAACGUCUGGCUGGUGGAUACAAAACAGGAGACGAGCGAGUGACGACAGCGAGAAAAAUGGCUAAUCAAAGCGAGGACUCAGUGUUAACCACUGAGUGGAGCACCUCACCUCCACUUUCCAGCAGUUUUACCAUCACUGACACCUCUUCCUCAACCGUCUCCUCUCCCUCUGUGUUAGAUGAAAUUGCAGCUCACGACAUAACCUCCAGGGCAAACUAUGUCUACAGUUUCUUUGCAGGUCUGGGAUUCAUUGCAGGCUGCUUCCUGCUCUACAGCUUCAUUCAGACCUACAGAGCCCACAGACGGCUGGCCUGGCUCGACUGUCUGCUCUGGGCCUUCUGCUGCUUCCAGCUGCUGCUCCUGCUCCUCUCUUUCCACAUUGUGACCUACAGACCCCACUACCUGCAGACCACAGCUCUGGGCUGCGCUGCUCUCUCCUUCGUCAUCAACAUGGCCUCUCUGUGCGGCCUGUCUGUGUUGGUGCUCAUGGCUUACGUGCUAACCCUUGAUCCACCCUCCCAUGCUCUACUACGGAGGCCUGGUGUCUGUGCUGCUUUGGUGAUCCUGACUUCAGUCCUGAUCUCUCUGCUGCUGGCUGGGAUUCGUGGACCUAGAGAUGAUCUGCAGAAGGAGUCCACCUGUUUCAUGGAUCCAGCCAAAGCUGGUGUUUCAUACGCAGUGGCUAAGUUGUGCCUGGUUCUUCUGAUUCCUUACAUCCUCCAAGUAGGACUUCUGAUAGGUGGCUGUGUCCGACAGUGGAAAUCUAAAGGACGUUUCCUCUCUGGCUCUGAGGAGGGUCCCAUGUUCCUGACAGUGACUGUGGUCAUGUUUCUCUGCCUGUUGUUCUACAGCGUGGCGCUGGUGAGGGGAGCACAGCUACAGAGGGAGGGGAGGCUGAACCUAUAUGAGGAAGCGUUUCUGAGUGUGGCGGAGUUUGUACUGUUCUCAGGGAGCAGUGCCAGCCUGCUGCUCGUGCUGUUCAUGCACAGGCCAUGUCGAGAGAGUCUCCAAGGAGUGUUUAGGCAGCUAAGGGACUGCUGUCGAAGCCCGGGGCGCACACAGCCCAAUAGAAACAUUAUUGCUCCACAUAUCGAGAUCACAGACACCCUGCAGGACAUAGAGUCAUAGAGAACAAAAACUCUCUAAUAUGAGUAAAGAACUCCCCCAGAUGCAUUAAAUUAAAAAUGCUGGAGAUCUGACAUAUUGACAUUUUCUUAAUCUAAGUUUUAACAUGCUUUUGCUGUUUUUCUCUUAAUUGACUGUGUAAAUAUUUUUAUACACAUGCAUUCUCCUUUUUAGUUUCUCCAGUGGCUGAAAGUUUGUAAAACUAUUUUUCAAAUUUCAUUUUAUGUAUAUGUAUAUUUGUAUUUUCCAAUUAAACAAAUGUUAUAAAUUCUUAGAAUUGUGCAACAUAUAGUCUUUCCUGUUGCUAUAAUAACAACAAUAUGUUUAUAUCGUUGUUAUAAAUCAACACCUAUGAAUAAGGCCAUUUUUCCAUUCUUGGAAAACAGGCUCUGUUUGCAUAAACAUGAUUUGCACAAAAGCCCAUUUACACAAAAUGCCUGGAAAAACCUCUGCAAUGCCCAGAAUGUCACAUAGGAAACAUGCCGUCUUGGAAAAUAAAAGUCAGAUGUUAAGUUUAGGCUAGCAGUGUUAAAAUUCUUCAUUUAAGUUUUAAAAAUCUGUUAAAGAACAAAGAAACCGACAAGUGACACUGUGAACUUUCCAGUUCUUUUCAAGAAACUGAUGGGCACAAGUUCUAGGAAUAACAUGGAUCACGUACUGCAUCAGUGCCAGUAUAGGGUGGCACAAAACCUCAGACCAGUUGGAAAAUGAACACAGGAGCUGGGUUACAUAAGUUGACGUCAUGUGACCUGACCUGAUUCACACUGAGAAACUUUCAGUCAAGGAUCUAAUGUACAGUAAGUUAAUCCUCAUAGCAAAAUGUAAUGCAUAACAACAUUAACAUGGGAAAUUAUUUACAUUCUCAAAUAAGUGUCCGUAAACUAAAACAGAAAGCACAUAAACUGUCUGUGUUUAGAGAUUCAGGAGCAAGAAACAUAAUACGGGACCAUCCCUGUCUGUCCUUCAUCUUGUUUUGUGUAAAUAUCCCUUUAGUCUGUUCCCUGACUCCCAUAUUUAUAUAUUUCAACAAUAUACAAUCUAAGUCGUGUUCACACUUCAUGGUAGAGUGUUAGAUGACCCAAAGUGACAUAAUUAUCUAUGUAAUAAAAUACACCCACAUAUAAAAAUCGUAGGGGAUAUUUAACAUGACUACUUGCAGCACUGCCUAAGAACUUAAGUAAAGCUUUUAUUAAACAAUGGUGUUUGGCUAAAGAGAUAGAGAUAUGACUUGCACGUGUGUCUGUGUUGUGUAUUUUGUGUUUCUUCCUGUACGUGGUGGGUGGCACCACAAUACCUCUGUGGAUUUACUUUGCUUUCAUAGUCACCACCACUAAAGGACAGGGACGAGUGGAAAGACUGCCGGCAGUGCAAGGAAACAUAGACUAAAGAGUGGGCAUCAAUUCCACUACUACAUCCAAGACUACUCAGAGGAAUCAGAUGGCACCACAGACUCCACAGUGGCUAAAAACCCUUGGAAAGCUAAGAACUAUGAAAACUUAAUGGCUACCAACCACUGACACCAGCUCAACACAGAAGUGUAAUAUGGACAUGAAAACAUACAUGGGCUACAGAGUCAUCACUGAGGAUAACGUCACCGUACACCUGAAUGACACACAGGCAGUCGUCUCAGAUUUUCUGCAGGCGGCCUCUGAGAAUCAUCAGCGUUACAUUAUCAGCCUCAUCCUCUCUGGUCUCUACACCAUACUCCUCUUCCCUGUUGGCUUCAUUGGGAACAUCCUCAUCUUAGUGGUGAACCUAGACCACAGGGGCCGCUUAAAAGCCCCGGAUCUCUAUUUUGUGAACCUGGCCGUGGCUGACCUCGUCCUUGUGGCGGACUCUCUGAUCGAGGUGUUCAACCUGAAGCAGGGUUACUAUGACAAAGCUGGUCUCUGCACCUUCAUGAACCUGUUCCAGCAGGCCAACAUGUACAGCAGCGUCUUCUUCUUAACGUGGAUGAGCUUUGAUAGGUUUGUUGUGUUGACUGGUGCCGCUGGCCGCAGCAUGUCGCACCCACGCCUCAGCUGCUGCCUCAUCUGGGCGUCUUCAUCCUUGCUCACCGUGCUGCCUUUCGCCGUGGCUCAAACUCAGCACGCUGGAGAGCUCGACUUCUGCUUCGCCAACGUGACACAGAUUCAGUGGCUGGAGGUGACACUGGGUUUCUUGCUGCCUUUCUGCAUCCUGGGCCUGUGCUACUGGAGAAUAGCACAGGUUCUCCAGCACAGACACAGGGAACAAGUCUGCCUGCAGCGGAGGCCUCGCAGGCAGAAGGCCCUGCGCAUGAUCUCAGCAGCGGUGUUUGUCUUCUUCCUCUGCUGGCUCCCGGAGAAUGCCUUCGUAAGCGUCCACCUCCUGAGAGGUGACACAGACGGCGGCACGCUGUGGCAGGACUACCCCCUGACAGGUCACGCUGUCAGACUGGCAGCGUUCUCUAACAGCUGCCUCAACCCGCUCAUCUACAGCUUCCUCGGGGAGACCUUUCAGGACAAAAUGAGACUUUUUCUCCAGCAGAGGACCAGAUGGGCCAAACUGCACAGGUCAGCCUCAGGAAAAUCAAUCUGUGUAGCAGCUGCAAACACAUGCAGUCAUGCAACAUGCGACAGACCAAACCAGUCCACACAUUUAAGCUCUAACAUCCUCCCACAAACUGUUCUUACUUCCUUCAAAUAAAAACCAGUCGCAUAUGGUAGGCCACACACAUUAACACAUAAUGUUUUACAUUCAUGGACACUGAAAAAACAAGGACUUCCAUUUUGUUGUAGAAACUCUUAUGUUGAAUCAGUUAAUUAAACUUUAAGCACACCAUGUAUUGGAACUCUGGGAUCAGCUGUUUUGCAUGGUGUCUUGUCAAAUUAAAAUUCAGAUCUUUGAUGCCAUCUGGAAUGUAGCAUCAGAUCAAUUUUUAUUAUUUAAACGAACAUAUACAUAAAACGUUCUAUGGGCUGAACGACUUUUCACUGCUCUAAACUGGUUUCCAGCGCCUUGACGCCUUGUUUUAAAAAUUGUUUUAAAUACAACAUUUUAUGAUAAAGUUAUUACCAACUGCUGUAAGCAUCACAAAAUUAUAGGGAGACAUCUUCAGCUGUUAAUGU
Messenger RNA from Lates calcarifer (barramundi perch), 5296 nucleotides. Its product is annotated as G-protein coupled estrogen receptor 1. The record is from RefSeq and is a predicted model, not a curated record. The transcript is spliced from 3 exons. Gene Ontology annotation, cellular component: membrane. The coding region runs from base 3750 to 4874 and encodes 374 amino acids. Lineage: Eukaryota; Metazoa; Chordata; Actinopteri; Centropomidae. Gene Ontology annotation, biological process: cellular response to estradiol stimulus; G protein-coupled receptor signaling pathway. Gene Ontology annotation, molecular function: nuclear estrogen receptor activity; G protein-coupled receptor activity.